AAUUCAUAAGUCAUGUCAACGAAUUCAUUUUUCAAAAAUAAUAAAUGGGAAUAACGAUAAAGGCGAGCGAAUCUUAAAGAAUCUGUGUUUGAUUUAUGAAAGACUUUAGCUCCGACUCUGAGGUUUCUCGCUGUUGAUGGCCAAGAGUGUAAUGGCGGUAGUGGAUCCCGGCAGCAGAAUCCCUUCUACCCUUGAGUUCUUCAAGGUUUUUCUCCCCAAUUCCAGUUCUCAGAGUAUGAGUAUACCACCUGCUUUUGUGAAGUAUUUUAAUGGAAGAAUACCAAGUGAAGCUAUUAUCAGAGAUCAAAGCAGAAAUUCUUGGCAUGUUACGUUGGAAGAACUGAAGAAUAUUGUGCUUUUCAAGGAUGGCUGGCAAGAAUUUGUCGACAGCCACCACUUGAAACGUGGAUACUUUUUAGUUUUCCAAUAUGAUGGAAGUCAUGUGUUUGAUGUUAAGAUAUUUGGUAAAAAUGGAUGCAAGAAAGAACUAGUAUCAAGAAUCAGUAAUCCUGUCCCGACUGUGAAGGUCAAAGACGAGCCUCUAUCUGAGGAAGAUUAUAGUACUUCCUUAACUCGUUGCAAAAGGAGUGAUUCAGAAGUUAGAUCCACUGAUAGUUCAGGCACGGCCCCCAAAUCAAGGAGAAGAUCAACAUCAAAUCUUGAAGAACACAGUCCCUCUAAGACUGCAAAACAUAUAUCAAUGAAAUUGCCAUCGCCAACGCCAACCUUCAAGCACAUAGUUAAGCAUUGGUCAUAUAAAGCCAUUCAAAUACCCCAAUUGAUCAUGGUUUCCAAUGACAUCUUGUUGAAGCCAAAUUUGGUCAUCAUAGAUGAAAUGGGCAGGUCGUGGGUGGUGAAAGCAAGGCCAAUUAGCCGUGGUCGAUUUUCCUUGACCUCUGGUUGGGGUGCCUUCUUCAUAGCAAAUAGUUUGACAAUAGAUGAUGAAUGUACAUUUGAGUUUGUUCUUGAUUCGAACAACCUUUGUGGAGAACUAAAGGUGAAAAUCACCCGAAGCCUGGAAAUAACCCAACAAGAAAAACAGAAAACAAUAGUGCAAGAGGGAUGAUACUGUUAGACCUCCUAUCAUACACACCUACAAACGCAAGGGUAAAAAGGUGAUGGUUCAAGAAGGCAGCUCAGCCAAUUGAAUUAAAUGAAAAGAAUAUUUGGGUGUGGGGCCCGCCUGGGGAGAGAGGUAUUUAAGGAAUGUUUUUAGGGAUUGGUGAGGUAGGUUUUAUUUUGUAAAAAGCCACGGUGAGCUUUUAGGGAGAAAACCAGCUUCUCGAAUUUCUGGGGGUGUUGUUCUACUGUUUUCUUACUGUUGCCUUACUAUAUUUACCUUAUCUGUUUGAACUAUCGUAGUGAACGGUUCUUGUUGGUUUAUAUCUAUAUACAAAGAACUACAGAAUAUCAUUUAUGUAUCUGUAUUGGGUUGAGUU
Molecule: messenger RNA, 1439 nt
Organism: Cucumis sativus (cucumber)
Lineage: Eukaryota; Viridiplantae; Streptophyta; Magnoliopsida; Cucurbitales; Cucurbitaceae
Product: putative B3 domain-containing protein At5g66980
Exons: 5
Coding region: 137-1066 (309 amino acids)
Molecular function (GO): DNA binding
Source: RefSeq, a predicted model, not a curated record